AACUUCCUCUUUCCUCGUGAGUCAGUCCAGAGUCUCGGCGUGAAGACGCUCGUCUCGAUGAGAUCCAGAACACAGACGAUCUGAAGCAGCAUCACUCUCUUCUGCUGCGAUCGAGUUCUUCUGAUGGACUUCAGAGAAACGAUGCUGAUCUUUGGACUGAUGCUGCUGAAAACCGCUGCAUGUCUGGAUCGGUUCUGCAGUUUUGAUCAGUCUGAUCCCUGUUACACAGCUCUGGGACACAAACUCAAUCUGUUGAUGCUGGACUCUAGUGAAUAUGAUCUGAAGAUACAAAAGAGAACAAACAACUCACAAGAUGAUCCAGUUUGUAGAGUAAAGAAUGAUGAAAUGAGGAGGAGUCAAUGUGAUCUUUAUAAUAACAGAUCUGAAGUAACAGUCAUUAAAGGGACUCUGAUAAUAAACCCUGUGAACAGAACAGAUUCAGGGAAUUAUAGAUUAACUCUCCAGAACUCAGACGGCUCAGAAACAUCUAGAGAUCUUCAGGUGAUUGUUGAAGCUCCUAUUGGCUCAGUGGAAGUGUCAAUCACCUGCUCCUCCAGUGGGGUGAUGAGGGUGUCCUGCUCCUCUGAGGGGGAUCAGCUCCUCUACAGCUGGACUCUGAAUGGAGAUCCACAGAAGGAUGGAAACAGCAGCAUAGAUCUGGAUGAGAAAAGUGAUGGAGACAUCAGCUGCAGCGUGAAGAACCACGUCAGUCACGCACAGAACACCACGAGACUCAAACCCUGUCCUGAAUCAACUACUGCAGCUGCGACCUCUACUUUGACCUCUGGUUUGACCUCUGCAGUCACCAGCAGCACACAGACAUCAGAAAAUGGUUCGAGUUUCUCAUCAGCCGGUAUGAAUCCAACCUCCACUCAGGGCCCUGGAGAGUUUCCAUGGAAGUUUUAUCUGAUUCCUUUGUGCUGCUCUGCUCUGGUCAUGGCUCUGUUGUUGAUCACCAUGUGCUACGUUUAUAAGAAAAAACAGCUCAAGUCGACACCAGAUACAGAGCUCAUAUACACUGAUAUCCAUCACGAGAGAAAGAGUGAAAAGAAAACAGAAUCUCUCCCGGCUGCUGCUGAGGAAUACGCCACGGUCCAAGUGCAGACAAAGAGGAGGAAGAAGAACACAGAGGAGGACGAGGUUCAAUACGGCGAGGUGACGUUUAGACCAAACGACUCGAUGUCUCCGCAGGUGAAGCCGACCUGGGAGGAGUGCGUUUACGCGCAAGUACAAAGACGCUAGUUUCACAACAGCUCUUGGAAGACCACACUUUAGCUGGGAAACCAAGUGUCGUUUCACUUCUGUUUUUGAGAGCUUUACAGUUAUACGAAGCACAUGUCUGUUCGCAGUUGUAAAUGAUUUUGUGUGACAUGCACUCUCUGGACUGGAGCAUGAGAACUUUAAUGCACACCUCAGGGGCUGAACCCAAAAAUAUUGAGUAAGCAAGACAAUUGAAAAAAGAGGAACUGAGCUGCAUGGUAUUUUCCUCAAUCCAAUGAGCACUUCUGUUUUCAGCACUUCUCCAAUUGCAGCAGAGACUGGAGGACCGCAAGAACAAGCUUAAAAUUCCCAAGUUGCAGUUUGAAACUCACAGAAAAUCCAAAAAUCUUAACAAUGAUAUGAGAGAGUCGAGGAAAUGGUGGGUUAAAACAGUUAAAAUAUCUGCGUUUGUCAGGCAGGGUCACUAAUGAGUGGGUGCUUAUUGCAAAAACUCCACGAAAAUUAACAACAACUUCUCAUGAAUUUCAAGGCAAAGGAACUUUUCCCUUACUUAA
This is a messenger RNA of Puntigrus tetrazona (Sumatra barb), 1775 nucleotides long. RefSeq lists its product as uncharacterized. Bases 124 to 1242 code for a protein of 372 amino acids. The transcript is spliced from 7 exons. NCBI's taxonomy places the organism in Eukaryota, Metazoa, Chordata, Actinopteri, Cypriniformes, Cyprinidae. The record is from RefSeq and is a predicted model, not a curated record.